Messenger RNA from Talpa occidentalis (Iberian mole), 2861 nucleotides. RefSeq names its product MON1 homolog B, secretory trafficking associated (gene MON1B). The record is from RefSeq and is a predicted model, not a curated record. Lineage: Eukaryota; Metazoa; Chordata; Mammalia; Eulipotyphla; Talpidae. The transcript has 5 exons. Gene Ontology annotation, biological process: protein targeting to vacuole; vesicle-mediated transport. Bases 236 to 1891 code for a protein of 551 amino acids.
CUGGCCGGCGGGGAGGCGGCGUGAAACGGGGUUCGUGUGUCUCCGUGCCCGGAGGCUCCGAGGCGCCUCCCUUUUCGGGAAGUGUUGUCGGAGGGUGCAAGUGUUGGGUCACGCGUUUGGGCACCUCACCCUGUUGAAACCCCGCCGUGGACCCCGGGGGGCUCCCGAAAGGCUUUUGAGGAGUUUCUCUGGCCGCCGGUCACUCUCGAUUUCCCCACCCCACAGGGAUGUGCAGAUGGAGGCCGGAGGAGACACUGCUGCCCCAGACCCCGGGGACGCGGAGGACUUGGACGACGCUCGGCUCCCCAUGGGGGAGGCUGGAGAUGGUGGAGGGGUUCACGAGGACCCGCCGGACCCCGAGAAUGGGGGCCUGGAGGAAACAGGAUCUGAGACCAAGGAUCCGCUACCGGACCUGCUGUCACCCCUGUCCCCGCCCGAGGCUCCAUCAUACACCUGUGGUCUCUGGGAUCCUGCCACCCCUGAGAAUAGUUCCGUGGGUGACCCAGAGAGCAGCUCUGGGGGCCAGGGUGGGGACCCCAGUGACGAGGACUGGCGCAGCAAGCGGAAGCACGUGUUUGUGCUGAGUGAGGCCGGCAAGCCCAUCUACUCGAGGUACGGCAGCGUGGAGGCACUGUCGACGACCAUGGGAGUGAUGACAGCCCUCGUGUCCUUUGUGCAGAGUGCAGGCGAUGCCAUCCGCGCCAUCUAUGCCGAGGACCACAAGCUGGUGUUCCUGCAGCAGGGCCCACUGCUGCUGGUGGCCGUGUCCCGGACGCCUCAGUCAGCGGCCCAGCUGCGGGGGGAACUGCUGGCGGUGCACGCCCAGAUCGUCAGCACAUUGACUCGAGCGAGCGUGGCCCGCAUCUUCGCACACAAGCAGAACUACGACCUCCGCCGCCUGCUGACAGGCUCUGAGCGCACUUUAGACCGCCUUCUGGACAGUGUGGAACGGGACCCAGGGGCCCUGCUCCUGGGUGCCGUGCGCUGCGUGCCCCUCGCUCGUACACUGCGUGAUGCCCUCGGUGCACUGCUCCGACGUUGCACGGCACCCGGUCUGGCCCUGUCGGUGCUGGCAGUUGGCGGGCGACUGGUGACUGCUGCCCAGGAGCGGACUGUGCUGGCCGAGUGCCGGCUGGACCCAGCUGACCUGCAGUUGCUGCUGGACUGGGUGGGAGCACCGGCCUUCGCGGCGGGUGAGGCCUGGGCACCUGUGUGCCUGCCCCGCUUCAACCCAGAUGGUUUCUUCUAUGCCUAUGUGGCCCGCCUGGACGCCAUGCCUGUCUGCCUGCUGCUACUUGGCACUGACCCUGAGGCCUUUCAUGACAUGGCCACCUGCCGGCGCCUGGUAGAAGAGGGCAUGCACUCCCUUGGUGCCCUGCGUGCCCUGGCCGAGGCGGCCAGUUUCUCUACUGCCCUGUCAACCAAUGCCCCUGCCUACAGUGUGCAGGCCGUGGGGGCGCCUGGUCUCAGGCACUUCCUCUACAAGCCGCUGGAUAUCCCGGACCACCACCGCCAGCUGCCCCAGUUUACCAGCCCUGAGCUGGAGGCCCCGUACAGCAGAGAGGAGGAGCGGCAGCGGCUGUCAGACCUGUACCACCGCCUGCACGCGCGCCUCCACAGCACCUCUCGGCCCCUGCGCCUCAUUUACCACGUGGCUGAGAAGGAGACGCUGUUGGCCUGGGUGACUUCCAAAUUUGAGCUCUAUACCUGCCUCAGCCCCUUGGUGACCAAGGCAGGUGCCAUCUUGGUAGUGACCAAACUCCUGCGCUGGGUGAAGAAAGAGGAGGAUCGGCUCUUCAUUCGUUAUCCCCCGAAGUACUCCACACCCCCAGCGGCCCCAGCUGCCCCUGCGGACCAAGUUCCCCAUAAUGGCUCAUUCACCGGACUCUGAGAGGUGGAGCUCUCAGAUUGGGCAGAGCUGGGAACAACCCUCUGGCUUUUACCUUCUGUCUCCACCCUGAAUAUGGGGUGGGGAGGCGAGGGUGGGGGAUGGUGUCUCUGGCUGAUCCCUGGCUUCCUAGGCAACAGGGUAAGACCUGAGGCCUGCCCACAAAGGAGGCGGGUUGCAGCAUGGCUAUGGGCUGCCUCCCUAGCUCUCUCAUGUGCCCCCCCAAACCCCUUAUUCACCUCCACCUCUGGUGAAACCCUUAGGCCUCUCUUCCCUUCGGCUGGCUCACCUCCACUUGGAUGAUAGUCCAGCCUCUCUCGGGCUCUGUCCUCUCCAACACUGGCCACAACACCCUCUGCCCUCCAUCAGGGGGGUCUGCCUCCUCGACAGAUUCUCAGCACCGAGUGUCCAGGUCUCUGGUGGCCCACAGAGGUUUUGGAGUUGGAAAAAACGGGCCAUUCAGCCUGGAACGGGCCUGGGGAUAUUUUAAAGAAAACUGCAUGUGAGGCCUAAAACCAGCCCCCACGAGAACAUUUCUUUUGCCCAUCAUGUACUUCAUCUGCACCCUGUCAAAUAGGACCCUCAUCCAUUUGGCUGCUGCUAAUAUUCAGGAGAAGGUGGCCUCCUGCUUACGUCUACCUGGGUCUGACAGGACAAAGCCCCUGACUUCAGGCGGGGGUUGAGACUCACGGCUGUUACCUAGGAGUGCGCUCAGCUUCUGAAGCUCGUACUGCACUGCUUCUCCAUGAAAUGGAUCCCACCAGCCUCGCCCGGGCUGUCCACUGAGGACGUGUGAACAAAAAGGAACUGGGACUCGUCGGUACCACUGCACGGGGAUGCACCCGAUCCCCGAUUUCCCCAGCCCGCGCACCAGCAACCUAGACAGCUCAGCGUCCACGUGUGCCCCCCGCAGUCAGGCGGCCGCCCCCCCCAGACGCUGCUUCGGUCCUUGCGUCUCGGCCCCGCGAGCUGC